CAAGAACGGCAGCUUGGGACCUUCUCAGCCCCCGGCACCUCAGCGCUGACGCCGCCGCAGCACCGGACACAGCGCAAGAGACAAAGGCGGACACGGCCGCUGCUGCGACCCGCGCACGUUCCGAGGCUGUUCUCGCCGGCGAAGGGAGAGGCAGGACCGGGGCAGAGAGGCCGGGCCAGCGGCAGGAGCGGGGCGGCAGCCGCAGCCCCCCGGGCGGCCUCGCCGCGCCGCUCCCCUCAGCACGCGGCACCGAGGCCCGUCCGGCCCGCGCUCGCCUGCCGGGCACCCCCACACCCCAUAGCUCGCUCCGCCGCCACCCUGCGAUCCCGGCGGCCAGAGGCCGAGGCAGCUGGGAGCGGCCGCGGGGCAGAAUCCGAGGAGCGGCCGGGAAGCGAAAGCGCAGCUACCGACAGAACACCCCGCUCGGCAAGCCUGCCUCCCCGCCGGCGCGCGGCUAUGACGUCACAGCAUGGACCCGAAGGCCCCUUUCCAUGCUGGUCAACAACAAUAAUGCCUACGCAGAAGUGGCGGAAACUCGAGAUAGACUCCCCCCUUUUUUAGCUCCCGGGCGCCGCUCUGAAGCGCUAAGUCCUUCCGCGGGGCGUCGACGUGCCCUCUCUGGCCCGCCUCUGCGCUGGCGCAGCGCGGCUCAGAGACGGCAUAGAGUCGGACAGCCCAGGGCCGGGAGAAUGAGAACGAAACCCCCCCCGCCUUCCCUGAACCACCUGCUGGCGGGAGGGGCGUCGGUCACGUGGCUGCCAUGGCAACGCGGCCCUCCCGCGAGGCAGCCCCGCCCCGUCCAGGCCUUCAUGCGGCGGGGGCGGCCGGCGGGGCUGUGGCUGCCGAUGGCCGGGGCGCUGUUGGCGCUGCUGGCGCUGCUCUGGGGCUCGCAGUUUUUAAAAGCCUUUGAUUACUUCCCUCAUUGGAAUGGACAGCAGCAGAUGUACAAGCUGGACAUAGGCUGGCCUAAACUUCCAGAAUACUUCACUGGCCAAACAUUUUGUGUUGCUGUCGACUCUCUUCAUGGUUUGGUCUAUGUGGGACAAAGGGGAGACAAUGUACCAAAGGUGCUUGUAUUCUCAGUGGAAGGCUAUUUUCUUUACUCCUGGAAUGAAACAGUUGAAAUGCCUCAUGGUAUCUUUGUAUUGAACACUGCAACAGAUAGUUCAGUAUGGAUCACAGAUGUUGGAACAGGGAAAUAUGGGCACACCGUGAAACAGUAUAGCCCUUCAGGUAAACUCCUGCAGGUCUUGGGCACACCAGGUUAUGCUGGUUCAAGUUUGAUUCCCCUACAAUUUGAUCAACCAGCAGAAAUCUUUGUAGAGGAAAGUGGAGAUCUCUAUGUUGUGGAUGGAGACGGAGGAAUGAAUAACAGAUUGCUCAAACUAUCCAACGACUACAAAGAGAUAUGGCUGACUGGGACAAAUGGGACCGGCAUUGGUCAGUUCAAGAUUCCUCACAGUGUAACAGUGGAUCCUGUUGGACGGGUAUGGGUUGCAGACAGAGACAACAAAAGAAUCCAAGUUUUUGAUAAAGUCACAGGGGAAUGGCUCGGGUCUUGGAACAACUGUUUUUCAGAAGAUGGACCCUAUUCUGUCAGAUUUACUGCAGAUUACAAAUACCUGAUUGUCGCCCAGCUGAAUAUCAACCGGUUAGCGAUCUUGGCAGCACCACCGGUUGGCGCUAUUGGGGACUGUGUUAUGGUCAACACUGUCCAGCUGGCGGAUGAAACCAAACCACAUCUUGUGGAUGUAGACAUGAAGAGUGGAGCAGUCUAUAUUGCAGAGAUUGGAGCCCAGCAAGUACAAAAGUACAUACCCUUAAGCUGAUGGUUUCCCACAACUACCAUGGCACAAGCUGUGUGACAUACAAGAUCUAUGACCAUAUUUCCUUGAGUUUUCUGUAGCUUGUGUUUCCUUUGACAAGCACAGAUCAUUGUGCUCCCAGAACUUCAGGGCUGAGAAUCUGUCCUAGCUGUUCUGCAGUCCUGGAGGAGUACUUGGUCUUGAGCCGUUACUCAUUUUAGUGAUGCUAUGGUGGCUUUGGCUUUUGUUGCUGAGAAUUGUACGAUGACAUUGUAAAAUUAAGCAUCUUAAUUUUAUUAUAUAAAAGUUUACAAACACAGCUGCUGUUCUUAAAUGUAUAAAGUCAUCUUGGGGCUACUCUCCUUAGCCUGUGGAUGUUGUUAAAUGAAGGUCAAAACUGUCUGAAAGUAGUAUAUAAGUGAUUUCCUGGGAAGCAAGCACCUUGUUUUAAUGUUACUUCACAAGAUUUAUGGAAUCAUUGUGCUGAUACUGCCGAACACUGAAUACAGGAAUGCAUUAUAAUGUUGAAUAAGGUGCUGCUGGAUCCUGGUACAGUGCCGAUGCUGGCAUCUGCCUUAAGUGGUUAAUGCCAUAAGCAUUGAAACCUAAGUUUUCAGCUCUAGCUAAAGUAGUAAAUGCUGUAAUAAGCUUAAGUUAAAUGGUAUCAUGCACUUCAAACUAAAUUAGAAGUAUGUGCACAGCAGCUAAUUACUGAUUCCUAACUAAAUCAAUUCUUAACCUGAUCUGUUUUAUACCAGGGUGAGUUUUCCGCUACAUAAGAUUUCAUAGUGGAACAUAUUGAAGUUCAACUCAUUUAAGUUACUCGAGGUAAACAAAUUGCAAUUUUCUAGGGAAGUCUUAAUCAGCACUGGGGACUGGGAGACGCAAUUUUUUCUCCCAAUUUUAUUGAAACUGUCAGUUAAUAGCACUGCAUCUGUCUUGAUUCAGGGAUUGUUAACUGUUUGAUAUUCAGCACCUAGACUUCAUCAACUCCCAUUAAUGUCUAGAGCUAAGUUUCUUACACUACAUCCUAGCAGAUGCCUCCAACCUCUGUCCUAAAAAAUGAUAUCUCUUUCCAUUGCCAGUCCAGAGUGGUUCAGUUUUCUUUAUGUGUUGUUUCAAGGUUUUAAGUUAGUUCACUUUAUAGCACGGAGGGAACUGGGUAUAGGAAAAUGGCACAGCAGAAAUCAGACAGUGAAUAACUGAUUACCUCUGUAAAGGAUCCACAUUCCAUGUUUAUCUACUAGCUCUUCAAAACAUUUCAGAGGAUUUUUGCAGUUUCCACACACUUAUUCUACUGUGUGGACUAUUUUAAUGCUAAUUACCAGCUAAGAGCAGUAGCCUUUUUUUAUUUUCUUGUUUUUAAUAUCCUUAGAAAGGGAAUUUGGAAAAUGGAAUUAUUCUGAUGGGAAAUAUCCACUUCAGUGAACUUAAUCAAAAGCAAAUGCAUCCUAAUUUGGCAGGUUUCAACAUAUGACCGCGAAUUUCUAGGUCAGCAGAUGGGAAUACUGUCCAGAAAAGUCACAUUCAGAUUUUCUGUGGAAAGCAACUCAUCUGUGGAGCCUGAUGGCCUGAUUUCAGUACCAUUUGAGAUUAAUGCACUAAAUAUGAAUGCUGUAAUGUUGGCUGCAUCCACAAUAACAAAAGUAGAUCUAAUCUAGCUGCCCUCAUCCAAGCCUUAGAACCAGAACUUCAGAGUUAUACACUAGUAAAUAUGACCUAUCAUUCACAUGGUCUUGAAUGUGAGCUAGUAAGCAAUAUUUAUUAGCUGAAAAAGUAGUACUUUCUCUAGAUCUGGGUGGAUAUGUCCACAUUGCUUUGCAGUGUGUUGUGUGGAUUUUCCAACUAGGUCGCCACUAGCUCAGGGAUCUCUGCUCAGUGUGCAAUUUAGCUAUUACUCACCUACACAACAUGAAUUUAUUUUAAAAAAUAUUCCUGUGAGAUCAUUAACUAUAUUUGAGUGUAUCUUGAUAGUGUAAGGGGUUGAGGCAAAUCAUCCUCCCCCACCACACCCUCUCCUUAUUUAUUUUUCUUCUGUCACAUCCAUUUGAAACAGAACUUGAAGCUCUUUGGGAACAUGCUUCAGUGUUCAUGAAAGGAAUAGUGCACUUUUGGAUGAUGAUGAACAAGUUAUUUCUACAAGUUUCAUGUUUGCUGUGUGGAUCUGCUUUCAACUCUCCUUUUAUGUGGGCUUUUGCAGCCCCUAGAAGUGGGGGAGAAUUCAUGCAGUUUUGUCUGGCUUUACUGAAGUAGGCUGCAGUGCCAAAAUGUGCCUUGCCUUUAGGCACUUGGGUAUCUGUGAUAAGAAGGGAUGCUCAUUAUUAACUAGUACGAGAUACUUAGGCUCCUUUUUAUCUCUGCAUCUAUGACCAGGCUGAGAAAAUGAUUGAUUUGUGCACUAACUUGAUAAUUCUCUGAAGGUUUUCUUAUGUAUCAUCUUGAAACUGAUUUCUGAAAAAUUGCAUAGUAGAAUAAUUUGAUAAAAUAAAUGGAGAUUUUCCCAUUA
Messenger RNA from Columba livia (rock pigeon), 4311 nucleotides. It is a transcript of the gene NHLRC3, whose product is annotated as NHL repeat containing 3. Gene Ontology annotation, molecular function: ubiquitin protein ligase activity; translation repressor activity; protein binding. Lineage: Eukaryota; Metazoa; Chordata; Aves; Columbiformes; Columbidae. The coding region runs from base 492 to 1829 and encodes 445 amino acids. Gene Ontology annotation, biological process: protein polyubiquitination; proteasome-mediated ubiquitin-dependent protein catabolic process; negative regulation of translation. The transcript has 7 exons. The record is from RefSeq and is a predicted model, not a curated record.